Acytostelium subglobosum LB1 is the source of this 1320-nucleotide messenger RNA. RefSeq lists its product as hypothetical. Gene Ontology annotation, cellular component: spliceosomal complex; U2AF complex. Bases 1 to 1320 code for a protein of 439 amino acids. The transcript is spliced from 3 exons. The record is from RefSeq and is a predicted model, not a curated record. Gene Ontology annotation, molecular function: pre-mRNA 3'-splice site binding; metal ion binding. Gene Ontology annotation, biological process: mRNA splicing, via spliceosome. NCBI's taxonomy places the organism in Eukaryota, Evosea, Eumycetozoa, Acytosteliales, Acytosteliaceae.
AUGGCCGAACGAAGAGCUGCAAUCUUUGGAACAGAGAAGGAUCAGCAGAACUGCCCAUUCUACUUGAAGAUUGGAGCAUGUAGACAUGGAGACAGAUGCUCGAGACUGCACAACAAGCCAUUGGCAAGCCAGACGAUCAUCCUGCCCAACCUCUAUCAGAGCCCUUACUUGAAGAGACCGGCAAACCUGCCCCCAAUCCAGGCCACCGAGGAGGAGAUCCAGAAGCACUUUGACGACUUUUAUGAGGACAUUCACGAGGGCCUUGCCAAGUACGGCACGGUUGAGCUCCUCUACGUCACUGCCAACCUUGGCGACCAUCUCAUUGGCAAUGUAUAUGUUAGGUUCUCCACCGAGGAAUCCGCUGCAGCUGCAUGUGAAGGCUUGAGAGGAAGAUACUAUGAUGGCCGUCCAAUCGUGGCAGAGUUCUCACCUGUGACCGACUUUAACGAAUCUAGAUGUCGACAGUUUGACUUGGGCACAUGCGACAGAGGUGGCUUCUGCAACUUUAUGCAUCUACACAACCCAUCCAAGCCACUAUACGUCAAGUUGUUUGGAGAUAGGAAGAGCCGCAGUCCAAGCCCAUCGAGGAGAAAGGACUUCUCUGGAGGUGGCGGUGGCGGCGGCCGUGGCGACUAUGGCCGCGGAGACUAUGGCGGUGGCGGCAGAGACAGGGAGUUUAGAGACAGACGAGGCGGUGGAGGCGAAUUCAGAGAAAGACGCGACUACAGGGACAGGGACUACAGAGACAGAGAAUACAGGGAUCGCAGAGGAGACUUUGAUUAUUACCGCGAGGACGACAGAGGAGGCAGAAGAGGAGAUUACAGAGGAGACUACAGAGGAGGCGGCGGCGGCAGCGGUGGUGGAGACGAGUUCUAUCGCGAGCGAGGUGGCGACUUUAGAGACAGUAGAGGCGGUGGUGUCGGCGUUGGUACUGGCGGCUAUCCAGAUCAACCACGCGUUGGCGACGUUGGCUACAAGAGAUCAAGAUCCAGAUCACAGGAGCGCGACAGGUACUACGAUGGUGACGUAAGUAGCACAGGAGCACCAGUAGGAAGCACACCAGGAAGUGGCAGUGGCGGCAGCGGCACAAUCCCAAUCGGUGGUCUGCCCGUCCUGCAAACAGAGAGUGGCGUCAACGAGCCCACCGAGAAGAAGAUCAAGCUCGAUGGCAACAGCAAUGGCGUCGCGCAGCAAGAUUCUUCAGCACCAUAUCUGACCGAGUCGCAAACGAUUCAAUGGGCGUCCUCAGAGGAACGCCGCACAGACGACUAUGAUGUCAAGACAUCGCUCACGCAAUCCACUCAAUCACCACCAAGAUAA